This is a messenger RNA of Protopterus annectens (West African lungfish), 2406 nucleotides long. RefSeq names its product 2-oxoglutarate and iron dependent oxygenase domain containing 3 (gene OGFOD3). Gene Ontology annotation, molecular function: L-ascorbic acid binding; iron ion binding; oxidoreductase activity, acting on paired donors, with incorporation or reduction of molecular oxygen. The transcript is spliced from 9 exons. The record is from RefSeq and is a predicted model, not a curated record. Gene Ontology annotation, cellular component: membrane. Lineage: Eukaryota; Metazoa; Chordata; Ceratodontiformes; Protopteridae. Bases 106 to 1068 code for a protein of 320 amino acids.
AUAGGCUCCACGUGUAGAAAUUUGUUUAGGGUAUUCUAAAAAUUAUUGAACCUUUUUGGUAAAGGUCCCCUACACAAUUCCUGCCUGUUUUGAUAUUUCGAAGUAAUGCCAUCCAAAAAACGGACUUCUCAAAAAACGAACAAUGCAAACUUCCAGAGCAGUACGGGACAGCAAAGCAAGCAGAGACUUGGAUCUAAGACAAAGGAAGGCAGAAGAAGGAGUGAAACAUUUAAUAAGUAUGUAAUAGCCAUUUUGCUGCUUGGGUGUGCUGUUUUUGGUGCUGCUUUACUGAAAAUCCUUGUGUGGACUGAAGAUUAUUUCACUGAAGUGUUAGCCCAUCAGGGUGAAACUUUACACUUAAAAGUAUUUGAGGUGCCUUGCUCUGAAGAUUAUGAUAACUUCAAGCGAUUUCCAGGUUGCACACCUAGAAAGUGUGGAAGAGCUGUUACAGACAUAGUGGUGACCAGAGAAGAAGCAGACCAGAUCCGAAGACUAGCAGAAAGAGGGCUUUCACUUGGAGGAUCUGAUGGGGCUUCCAUCUUAGAUUUGCAUUCUGGAGCGCUUUCCAUGGGAACAAAGUUUGUUAAUGUGUACAGAUACUUUGGCGAUAAACUCAAAGACAUCUUCUCUGAGACAGAUUUUAGUCUUUAUCGUAACAUAAAACAGAAGAUCCAUAAAGCAGUUGCAGAGACAUUUGAUCUUGACCCUUCUCAUCUCCAUUUGACUAAGCCCACAUUUUUCUCCAAAAUGAACAGCUCUGAGGCUAAGCGAAUCCACGAUGAGUAUUGGCACCCACAUGUUGAUAAGGUGACCUAUGGCUCCUUUGACUACACGUCUCUGUUGUAUUUGUCUGACUACGGACAAGAUUUUGGGGGAGGUCGGUUUAUAUUUAUUGAUGAAGGCGCAAACAGAACUGUAGAACCCAAAUUUGGGCGGGUUUCAUUUUUUACUUCAGGUUCAGAAAAUGUACAUCGAGUGGAAAAAGUUGAUUGGGGAACACGUUAUGCCCUUACAGUGCCCUUCACUUGUGACCCUUCUCAAGCCAUUGAUGAGCCCAAAUUUCCAUAGACUGUAGAAACAGGAAGAUCUGCUGAAAUGGGCUUUCUGCUGUGUGACAGUAAUGACAAGCAGCACCAGUGUUGCAGUGCACUCUUUUGCAGCUGACCAAAUUAAACUUUAUUUUCUAACACAAUUUAUGUCACCAUUUUCACCUGAAAAAAAUUGUUAUUUCAGUUUUGCAUGGAGAAAAGCAUUUUAUCUUAUUAUUGAGAGAGCCAUGUCUUCCUUGUUUAGGCUCUGCUCUGGUACCAAAGGUAAUGUAUAGCAGAAGUAGUGUGCCACAUCCUUCAGGCCAUUCGUAAAAUCUGUUAGAAUAUAUGGUCUCAUUGUAUUUAUCCCAUGCAUUUUGUUGGGCUUCAGAAGUGCUUCCAGAUGGAAGGAACUUGUUUCUAGACCAUAGUUUCAUUGUCAGUUUAAAUAACUGAUUUCUGAGCUGAAGAAAUUGGGGGCAAAUAGAAGCUAAAACAAAGCCUUUAGCAGGCCAGCAAGACUGACUUUCUGCAUUGGUUCAUACUGAGCAGUUUUAAUCUUGUCUAGACUUUGCUGACUAUUCAUUGACACUACAUUUUUACCAAGAGAUGGGUCUUCAUGUCUUUCUCUAGUACAGCAGCAUUUAAUUUGCUAGUUGUAUUUCAAAGCCAGUCAUAUACACACCAAAAAGUUCUAAUCAGUCUAAAUGAUUUUGAACAGAUGUCUUUAAAUAUGGACAUUGACUGUAAUGAAUAUAGUUAUAUGGUUCUUGGGUAAUGUGACUGUGUCAUAUUUUCUACCUUUACAGUCUUUUUUUUUUUACUAUUAUUAUUCAGGAGAUGAGACCUCAGGUAUUUGUACAUAAAAUGUAUUACUUUUUGUUGGGAUUGCUUCACUUCUUGACCUCUCAGUUAUGUUUUGUCUGUCAGAAUGAGUGUAAAGGUACUACUUAGUGGGAGAUUGUUAAAAAUGGGACUACUGUUUUCAUGGUGUGCAAGUGGUUGGCAGGGCCAGAGUGAAUGACAUUGGGUGUGACAUGUAAAGUUGUUAAAUGCAGUGGAUGUAUUCUGUUAACCCUUUAUCUCCUAUCUUGCCCCUGCACAUCAUCAAGAAAGAGAGAACAAACUAAAAACAAAAUAUCCUUUACAGUUACCAGCAGUUAUAAAUAAAUACUGAUUUAACACAUAUGCUCAUGAUGUUUGCCUUUGCAAUUGCUCAAGAAUGACAAAUUACAUCAUUUAAAGUGUUAUCAAUGUGUGUCAUUUACAGUUUCUUCCAGUAAUUGUAAUGGCAAUUGCCACUUCUUGUUUUUAAGAAAUGUAUAAUAAUGUCUGUUCAAUUACAGGGAGUAGAGAAAAUAAACUUCUGUUCUGUGUA